GCGAAUAAAGUUUGAAGUUGCUUUGCACAUCUCCAUUCUGAAAACCUGCUCGCGAUGAAAACCAUACAGUUCGCUAACGUCGAAGACCAGUACCGAAAGUAUGCAGGCGAACUGCGAGCUACUGAUGUGCAGAAGUUAGGCGAGUGGGUGAAAAGCCAACCGCAUUUACCACCAGUUACCGAGCUCGAAUUGAUCCUGUUUCUACACUCAAAUUACUACGAUCUGGAGGCGGCACAACGUACGAUCGAGUGUUACUAUACCUUUCGAACGAGCUGUAAGAAUCUGUUCGGCAACAGAAACCUCGAUAAAGAUGCGAUACUGAUGGCGAUGGAUGUACUCGAUUUAUCUAUCCUUCCCGAACUAACGCCCGAAGGAUAUCGAGUGAUGCUGGCCAAGAUCGUUGACCCAGAUGCAAGUAAAUUUUCCCUCAACUCCUUGCUGACGCUUGCGCUCAUGUGUGUUGAUAUUCAACUUUGGGAGGAAGGAUGUAAUAACGGAUCGAUCCUCAUCAUCGACAUGGACGGCAUUCAUCUUGGACAUCUGCCGAAGCUGGGCAUAUUUACGCUUAAAGAUUUGCUGUACUUCAUACAGGAAGGCUUACCAAUUCGGCUUAAGGGACUACAUCUUGCCAACGUGGUGCCGUUCAUCGAUCGCAUCAUGACCAUGAUCAGGCCGUUCAUGAAGAAAGAGUUGCUUGAAAUGCUCCAUUUACACACCAAGAUACAUACUCUUUUCCCUUACAUCCCUCAACAUCUCCUGCCUUCCGAUUAUGGAGGUAUGGCACAGUCACGCAAAUCCUUACGAGAUAAUUUAUACAACUACACAAUCAGUUGUGGAGAUCAUCUAGCCAGAUACGAUCAGGUCAAGCGGGUUGACGAGAACAAACGACUCGCCAAACCACGCACAAUGGGGAACUUUUUCGGAUUGCUGUGAUCUGCACAGUUAAUUCCAAGCUUGUGGUGCUCUAUUUUUUAUAACCUCCCUAGCUACUAUUUUUUUCUCAAAGUAUCGAUCAUAAGCAAUAGUAAAUAAUACAAUAUAAAGACAAUAACUCGAACGACUCAAUAACAUGCCCGUCAUGGGUUCAAGUCCCGAAUAGACCGUGUCCCCAUACGUGUAGGACUGACUAUCCUGCUAUGUGGUAACAAUAAGUCACUGAAAGCCAAGGUCACUUCACUAGUUGGUACAGCCAGGCCUUGACCGACAGCGGUUGUUGUGCCAAAGAAGAAGAAGAAGAAAGACAGUAAACAAGCGCACAAUAAAAUUUCUUCUCCGAAAGAAAUCCUGUUUUAUUCAGAAGUAAAGGUAAAGGUCUGGUGGUAAAGUUGUCAACUCGGAUGACUUAACAACAUGCCCGUCAUGGGUUCACGUGCCCCCAUACGUCGUAGGACUAAUGAUCCUGCUAUGGUAACAAUAAGUCACUGAUAGCCAAGCUAAUUUCACUUGUGGGCACAGGCAGGUCUUGCCCGGUUGUUCUGCCAAAGACGAAGAAGAACGUCGAUAAUAACAAAA
Messenger RNA from Anopheles merus, 1512 nucleotides. Its product is annotated as alpha-tocopherol transfer protein-like. The record is from RefSeq and is a predicted model, not a curated record. Bases 55 to 933 code for a protein of 292 amino acids. The transcript has 4 exons. Gene Ontology annotation, molecular function: phosphatidylinositol bisphosphate binding. NCBI's taxonomy places the organism in Eukaryota, Metazoa, Arthropoda, Insecta, Diptera, Culicidae. Gene Ontology annotation, cellular component: membrane.